GGAAAAUUCAUGACCAGAAGGGAAUCUUCAGCUAUACGGUAGGUUGCUUGUUGAAAUCUUAGAAUGUGAUAUUGAAAAGAUGUCAGACAAGCUGCUUCUGCUGCAGUAUUAGUCUGAAAAAUCAUCAACUUGCAGAGUUGUGAAUGCCAGAGUCUGAAAUAACAUGUGUCACUGUUAGAAUAGUUAUACUUCACUGCGGAAUUUAGGAGUUUGAGGUACUACGUGAAUAACCUGUUGUUAAUUUGACGCGGGACAAAAACGCAUUGGAGAAUGGAACAAAAAUCGCUUGUCUAUGGUUGCUACCGGCUGGACUAGAAGACAUGAGAGCCGACUUAUUGGCGCAAUGAGACAUGUUUCGGAAUUUCGGCCUGCAUUUUUCAACUUGGGAGAACGGUGCACAGGAGAUACCGAUCGUCCUGCUAUCGGGAGAUAAAAGCUGUCAAGGCGGAAACAUCCUCUUUUGACGCUCAGAGUUUGGACUAGAAAAUGUGGCAAAUGCUGCUGUGGCAGCCAUGCAUUUUAAUAAAUCAUGUAAGCAUCGAUAAGCAAUUUCCGGUGGCGCAAUGGGCUGUAAAAUAGCUACGUUUUCAUUAUAGCUGGCUCGUAAGAACCGAAGCCAGUUUAAUGGAUCUGGAUCUCGUUCUCAGCCCUACGGUGGCUUGACCUGUGGGCGAACUUCCGGGAGUGCUAAAAGUUCUUUUUUUAUCAUGAAAAUUUGUUGACAGCGACUCCGAAACUCCGGUUUGGUCUGCUGCCAACGCUGGGGAUUAUCACCAAAUCCCCGCGACUCCUCCAACUCUGCCAUUCGACAUUUCACAACAAUUGAGAGUUGCAGCCAAUCAAUCAUGGAUGUCGGUCCAGCAUCUCCACCCAGAAUUGCAGUGAAUCCCCAUCUAGGUUAUGGGAAACGGACAAUGGGCUCCAUGUUACUGACAUGCUUGCACAACUCCUUGACUACAUGCUGCUACCGUUCUUCUGCUACCAAGUUUCACUUAUAUGAGGGAAUUGAGAGCGAAUACAAUUGCUCAAGAAUGCUCUGAGUAUCAUUUCAAUGUCUCUUCAUUCCAGCCACCGGUUUGACAGCGAGGCUAUCGUGGAAAUAUGUGACGGUCCCUAAUGCAUGUUACAUGCGCUGAUCCCAAUUGCUCAGGGCUUCUGCUAGCCCACAGGUAGUGGACUUAUAAAGUGCAUAUGGCUUUCCCCGACUUCAAUCGUCCCGUGCUGAAAUUUGCUGAUGCAGCGGGGAGUGUACCCGGGUCAACGGUUACUGGAAUAGGAUACAAGUCGGGCUAACCUCAUCGCCGAUAACUAUAGUAUAUUUGUCAAGGCUUGCCACCCCCAAGUGCACUGACGCUAUUUACAAUCGGGAAGGGAAGAGGGCUUGGGAGUGGCUUUUCUAACCCUGACGAAAGGCACACUGCCUGGUAUCAAAAGUUUACACUGGAUGCUGGUUCGGUUGUUAUAUAUUGAGGGCUCUCUGGGUGUUUCGUUCUAUAUAUUCCCUUGAUUCGGUUACCGCAAAGGCAUAAGAAUCAAAUGCGAUAUCUAUCUUCUCAGUGUGCAUUUUUCACGUUAUUCGGUAUUACCAAUUUGCGUCCAGCUUUAUUUGGCCGAUAUAUCCUUUUGGCAUCUCGAUAAGCUUAUACCCUCGAGAUGCAGCAAGAUAAAAGGGAGCUUAUCAAUGCUUUGCGCGCUCAUCGUAUCAAUACAAUCACCGAAUUGCGCACAGCGGAGAGGACUCUCAUGCAAUAUGCCCUUACGGAAGUUACGGAACCACUGUCACAGGCCUGGAUAUACUAUGUCAACUCAAACAACCUCCUCUGCGAGUUGAGAGCCCUUACCAAAAACUAUCCCUUUAGUUCCGAAUGUCUCGACGACGCCAAAGCCCUAACCGUUAGCGACCCCAAAAGCGCGCGGAGCUGGAACUACUGCUGGCUUGUGCUCUCUAAAAUGCUGGAACAGCAAUUAAUUCCCAAGCACGCUAGGGAUAUUGCAGCAAAUCCAGUGAUGUGGGGAGGACGAGCUCCAGCCCUGACGGAGGCCGAGCAGCUUUCAGAUGCGUGCACCGCGGAGUGGACCAUGGUUGCUCAGCAAAUGCUACGGCACUGGGAACGACCCCCUAUCAAGUCGGAUGAAUAAAUUACCCGGGAGAACAACGGCUGAUAGAUCCAAAUAGGCGUACCGCAUCUAAGCCCUAUCUUCAGCCUUUACAGCCCCCAAGAUGAAAUGUUCUUUUUUUGUAUCGAUAUCCAUUGUACACUACUUAGAUCGUGUUAGUGUUUAUAUUGCCCGCGUCUAGAAUGGUUUGUCGAGUGCGAUAGAUUUCAUUGAGUUUGCUUGGAACCUCUAAAACCGCUAGCACAUAUUGAAUUCUUUCAAUAAAUAGUAAAAAAUUCUCUCCCUAUAGAUGCUAAUGUCUUAAAGUUACAAACUGAAUGCAAGUAACUCUACAAACGCAAGCUAUAUAUAUCCUUAAUUUUCGGGCACAGGUUGUGCAAUAUGCCCGAUGAGACCAAUAAACAUCAAAAGCAUAUUGAAUUGCAUUUCUUGCCGUUCUUCCUCUCCUAAAUUUCUUUGUUCCCCUACUAUGACAUC
Messenger RNA from Blastomyces gilchristii SLH14081, 2595 nucleotides. RefSeq lists its product as uncharacterized. NCBI's taxonomy places the organism in Eukaryota, Fungi, Ascomycota, Eurotiomycetes, Onygenales, Ajellomycetaceae. The transcript is spliced from 3 exons. The coding region runs from base 1654 to 2139 and encodes 161 amino acids. The record is from RefSeq and is a predicted model, not a curated record.